Molecule: messenger RNA, 1070 nt
Organism: Durio zibethinus
Lineage: Eukaryota; Viridiplantae; Streptophyta; Magnoliopsida; Malvales; Malvaceae
Product: mitochondrial import inner membrane translocase subunit TIM17-2-like
Biological process (GO): protein import into mitochondrial matrix
Cellular component (GO): TIM23 mitochondrial import inner membrane translocase complex
Molecular function (GO): transmembrane protein transporter activity
Source: RefSeq, a predicted model, not a curated record
UUGCCCUCCCAAAGGUUCUGGCCUUCUAGGGUUGACCGUUUCCUGAUAUAUUUCUUUUCCUCUAGUCUUGUCAUAAAUGAUCAAAUCUUUUAUAUGUAAUAACAAAUCCCUAUUUUGCACUAAAAGACCUCGGCUCUUCUGUCAGAUCGCCACCGAGGGAAUUUUGAAACUUGGUGGGUGUUUUUAAUAGAAAGGCACUAUCUUUGUGAACCAUGGGGACCCCAGAAACUUCACGAGAGCCAUGCCCUGAUCGAAUUCUUGAUGAUAUUGGUGGUGCUUUUGGUAUGGGUGCUGUUGGAGGUGCAGCCUUCCACUUCUUGAAAGGCAUGUCUAACUCACCUAGUGGUGCUCGGUUGAUUGGAGGAACUCAAGCAUUGCGUAUGAAUGCCCCUCGUGUUGGUGGUAGUUUUGCUGUUUGGGGUGGCCUUUUUUCCACCUUUGAUUGCACUAUGGUGUACGUGCGACAGAAGGAAGAUCCGUGGAACUCGAUUAUAGCUGGUGCUGCCACUGGAGGGUUUCUUUCAAUGCGUCAAGGACUUGGUGCUGCUUCCAGAUCAGCAAUCUUUGGUGGGGUUCUGCUUGCCUUGAUUGAAGGGGCUGGUAUCAUGUUGAAUAAAUUUCUCAGUCAACCACAGAUGCCUAUUAUGAUUGAAGAGCCAGCACCGAAUGCAGCUGGAAUGCCUGGAUUUCCAAUGGGGCAAUUGCCAAACCAAGCCCCUCUAUCAGUUGACAGUUUGAGACAGGGCUCACCUUCGUCAUCAUCAUCAUCAGCUUCUUCAUCAAAUUCUUCCUCUUCAUGGUUUGGAGGACUCUUUGGUGGAAAGAAGCAAGAAUCAGCAACAGGUAGUGGAAGUGUGACGGGGGUUUUGGAAAGCUUUGAUGCUCCUCCCGUGCCAUCGUUUGAAUACAAAUAAAGUGGUGGCUAGCCAUUUUGCCGCUGUUACCAGAACCUAACUUAAAUCUCUGUAAUCCCGCCCUAUUCUCAGCACUUAAAAGUGUUUGAACUUAUUCAACAUGCAUUUUAUCAUGAUUCAGUGCCGUAUUGCAUAUUGAUUCUAUUGUAGCAGAAA